AUGGUCCCAAAUACAAAAGAAGAAUGGGUUGCAGUCUCGUUACAAAAGGUUAACUGCAGCAAAAUGGAUGCGAGGUUUUCUGAAGUCGAGAGCGAAGAAAUGGCUAAAUUGAAACCUGAUAUCUCUAAAGAUCUCGAAUCAGAAGCGGCAUUAAUGUAUUUUCAGCAAAUCCCAGAUAUUAAAAAGCAUCAACCGAAUUCUAGCGGAGCUGUGAUGCCUAGCAGAACGGAUAAUAUGGAAAAUGUCACGAACGACUUGAAGGAAGAACUGAAUAGAAGAAUGAGAGCAGCAUGGGCAGCAUUCGCAGCCAUCAGGGAAGCUAAGGACCAACUGACGGACCAAAAUCUUCGUGCCCAUCCGUUCGACUCGACAGUCCUUCCAGCGCUCUGUUACGCAGCGGAGACGUGGGCAGACACCGCGGCCACGUCUAGGAAGCUACUUACUACCCACAGAGCCCUUGAGAGAUGUCUCCUGAAGUUUAACCGGCGCACACAACACCUUGCCGGUCUUCGUAGCUCCGACUUAAGAGGAAUGUCUCGUCUUCGCGACCCAGCGGAAUAUGUAUCGAAAGCAAAACAUAGAUGGGCCGGUCACAUCAUGAGAAGAAUCGACGAUAGAUGGACUAACAGAACGCUAGAGUGGAUCCCAAGGGACGCUAAACGCCCCCGAGGGAGACCGCCAACGUAA
Necator americanus (New World hookworm) is the source of this 687-nucleotide messenger RNA. RefSeq lists its product as uncharacterized. The record is from RefSeq and is a predicted model, not a curated record. The transcript has 3 exons. Lineage: Eukaryota; Metazoa; Nematoda; Chromadorea; Rhabditida; Ancylostomatidae. Bases 1 to 687 code for a protein of 228 amino acids.